Messenger RNA from Aureobasidium subglaciale EXF-2481, 794 nucleotides. RefSeq lists its product as uncharacterized. The record is from RefSeq and is a predicted model, not a curated record. Bases 147 to 698 code for a protein of 183 amino acids. The transcript has 2 exons. Lineage: Eukaryota; Fungi; Ascomycota; Dothideomycetes; Dothideales; Saccotheciaceae.
AACGACAGGGAAGGGGGUAUGACACUGUGACGAGAGCAAUUACCAUCGCCGAUGUUUAUGUUGGCUUGCGUUGGCCCAUGGGUCAGCCACCGAGACGCUGACAAUCUCUCGCUGCAACGAACACACUUGACAGCGUCACCAACAACAUGCCGUCACCAAGCAUUUCACCAAUAGAUUCGACUACCUCGUCAUCCACACAAUCCACAACCUCUCGCAUCACGUCUUCGACAAGCUCAAAACCUCCAUUCGCAAGAUCAAGCAGUUACAGCCAUGUGUUCCCUUCAACCCAGAACUUGGUCAAUCCCGUCCCCGGUGCACCCAACCCACGAGGCCUCUCAGAAGAUACAAAAGCACUUGCCCGGAAACUACUCCAAAACCAGCCACAGUGUCCCGCAAUACAAGGCGAACGCACCAAGCUCUUUUCGAAUGGACUGCAAUGGCUGCUCGACGCAGCGACCGAGACAGAAAAAAACGCAGGCAGACCAGCCAGGCACUCAACUCGCGUAGCCCCUUUGACUGAAGACGCAGUAAGGAAGCUCGACAAGCAUGGUAGACAUUCUCGCAUCCAGGAGAUCAGGGAGAACGAGAGUGUAGCCAGUUCGACCGUCGACCGAGCACGAAUCGAUGCCUGGGUUUCAGAGACGGAUUCAGUCCAUCGAGGCAUCGUCGCUGCUACCAACAACAUUACGAAAUCAUGAAGCUCCCAGUUCAAAGGACGGUACCCACGUCAUCGCGAGCUGGAGAUACAAAACUCGACUACGCGGAGCCUAUACCCAUCUUACGAGCCUGCCACG